Molecule: messenger RNA, 1339 nt
Organism: Physella acuta
Lineage: Eukaryota; Metazoa; Mollusca; Gastropoda; Physidae
Source: RefSeq, a predicted model, not a curated record
AAAAAUGUGACAAUUAGGUGUGAACGAGAUUUUGAUAUUAAACUGCAAGCAUAUUUUUGGACAGCUACUUUUUCAGGUAGCUUUAAUUCAUUAGAUUUUUCCCCAAGUGAAGCUCAAAUAAAUAAACGCGGUCAAAAAUGCGCGUUUGGACUCACAUUUGUUGCCUGGUUGUCCUGUUUGUCGGCAUAAUCCGAACAUGUUUUACCAACAAAAAUUACAACGCAACCAACCCCAUCUACUGCAAGGGAGGUCGCCGUGUGUGUGUCCGCGGGGCCGAGUGUGUUAGAGACAAAUGUGUCUGCAAAACCGGAAAAGGAAACGGCUAUUUUCAGUGUCACAAUGAUGACACUGACGUCUGCUACGAAUCCGGAGAUCCACACUUGGUGACGUUUUCAGGUUCCAAUGCUGACAUCGAUAUGCCUUGCCGUCACCACCUAGCCUCGUUUUGGAAGAAAGACCUCGUUUCCAAAAAUACCUGCAAGUUUAAAGUAUUUGGAGUCAAUCAAGUUUGCAGCCAAGGUGUGUACUACGCCAGCCAGGCCACGGUGGAUCUAACGGUCAUUGACCUCAAGGGCUACAGCCACCGACUCCAGGUCGUGAUGAGUGACGGCUUUGGCGUGUAUCAGCUGGGCAACUCACGCCCCCACGUUUUUGACGGGGAAUGUGACAACAUCGAGCUGAACAUGGGGGACAUUACAGUCUUCAUCAACUUCGACGUCGAGGACAAAUUCUUCCAGGUUCGGAUCCCAGCCUGUCAAACAAUCGUCAAGUUUAGGGCACCAGACUUCGAUGCCAGGCAGAUCAGAAAUCAGCUGAGGACCCCUGGUAUAUUCAUAUCAUCUGUGAAUCCCAUCUUCCCUUUACUAACAUCAAGCAACCAGGCCCAGCUGUGUUUGACGCCUGCACAGAACACGACGUACUACGAAGAUGAAGCCAAGGCUAAAGACUUUGAAAACGAAAGGCUGGAGGUCCUGCGUAGAUACCUGGAGGAUAGCGAACACGGUCAAGAGCAGGACGGAAAGUACGCUUCAGAUUGCCAGAAAGUACAGAAGAACUAUGCCAACUAUUGCCCUAAAGCCAGGAAACUAAUCGCUCUCAGGGCGUGUGGACCAAUUCUCGGCAGCCGUACACUGACAGACUGUCUGAUCCUGAGCAAACAGAACUUCAUGGCGGCCUUUGAAAGAUGCAUCUUCGCUUUUUGUAGGCGUGACGUCCCCGCAUGUAAAGCAGCCCAGUCUAUCCUGGAUGUAUGUGGAUACAAGAGUCUUGACUGUAGAUCUCUGGCCUGAUCAGAUGUACAUUCUCAAUGAAGAGAGGGCAAAGGUUAGGUCUUUCUUGG